AGAGCCUGGCGGCCGGAGUGGCGGCGGCGGUGGCUGCCGAGUGGCGGGAUGGCGGGGUCCGUGAGCGAGGCGCGCUUCGCGGGACUGUCGCUGAUGCAGCUGCACGAGCUGCUGGAGGACGACGCGCAGCUCGGCGACAUGGUGCGGGGAAUGGAGGAGACGCAGACUGUUCAGCUUAACAAAGAGAUGACACUGGCUAGCAACCGGAGCCUGGCAGAGGGAAACCUUUUAUACCAGCCCCAACUGGAUGCUCAGAAAGCUCGCCUGACCCAAAAAUACCAGGAACUCCAAGUUCUCUUUGAGGCCUAUCAGAUAAAGAAGACCAAACUAGAUAAGCAGUCUAACAACGCUUCCUUGGAGACUCUGUUAGCACUUCUUCAAGCAGAAGGGGCCAAGAUUGAGGAAGACACUGAGAACAUGGCAGAGAAGUUUCUAGAUGGAGAGCUUCCUCUAGAUGCCUUUAUCGAUGUCUACCAGAGCAAGCGGAAGCUGGCACACAUGCGGCGGGUCAAGGUGGAGAAGCUCCAGGAGCUGGUGCUGAAGGGACAGAGACUCCUGCAGGCCGGGGUCCAGCUGACACCCAGGGCGCCCGAGCCAUCGCCUGCCGUCCCCCUGCCCUAUCCACCUGUGGAGGCCACUGGGCUCCCUUCUGUGGUGCCUCGGCGCAUACCCCCACCUCCACCCCCGGUGCCUACGGGACACACAGCCACCCCGUUCACUGCUGCCAUGGGCUCAGGACAGGCUUCUCCAUACCCGGGAUUACAGUGCCCACCUCUGCCUCCCAGGGUGGGCCUCCCCUCUCAGCAAGGAUUCUCCGCACAGUUGGUGUCACCAUACCCACCAGCCCUGCCCCAGAGGCCCCCUCCACGGCUGGCCCCACACCAGCCAGGCUUCAUCCUUCAGUGAGCUCCGGCCUGUCCUUCCUGCAGGACGGCCCGCCGUGCCGAGCGCUACAGACAGAGGCUGUGAGGCCCAGCAUCUGGGCCAAGGGCUUGGAUGCCCUGGGCCAGUGUGUCCAUCUGAUUUUCAAACUGUAGGUCCAUGGUAAGUAAUAGAGAGCAGGUUUUGGGCACUAAGGGAGCUCUGUGCCAGGCCACAGUCUGGCGUGCCCAGUCAUCGCCUUGCUCUGUGUUCUGGGUGUGGUUUCUGAGUAUCCACUGUUGAUGGACUUGUGCAUUUGGAAAGACAAACCUCCCCCUCCAAUUUAGACUCCCGUUGCAGCUUUAUUUAAUAAGCAUGGUUAAGUAUCUGUUUUGUUUUCAAGUCUUGGCCCACCAGCUGUGGCGCUGAUAAAGGCUGAUCCGCACUGACCAGCCUGGAAUGUGUCUCCAUGGCCAUGCUGGGGGGCUGUGCUGUUCAUUGAGUCUGCAGGGCGGGUCAUCAGUUACCUCCUGCCCCCGCCAAGCUGGAUGGAUGUUCUCAUGGUUCCCAGCCACGGCAGAGCCAGGAGAGCUGUCGCCCUGGGUGUGAGUGAGGCCAGUGUGAGCUGGAUAGUACAGUCCACAGCCCUCCCCUGCCCUCCCCUCUUCUCUCCUCUCCCCCAAGCCGCAUGACGGUUUCUGUGAAAAACAAAAAAACAAACAAAAAAAAACCUCAGUGUUUUUACUACACUUGUAAUGUUCCUGUUUUAUAUUUCAAAAGAAACCUUUUUGACACUCUUAAGACCAUUCAGGGAAACUUUUUUUAAAAAUUCAGAUACUGUUUUGAGCUGGUUAAAAAUGCAGAUUUAUUGAGUGCCGCUUUUUGUCAGGCGAGCAGUACAUAGGCACAUCAUCAGUGCCCGUGCUGUGCCUUAGCUUCACUUGGUGCCAGGACUCAGAUGCCUGCAGCGUGCCAGCUGCCCCGAUGGGCCCACAGUUAGGCAGGGCCCUGGUGGGCCUCAUUGCUUUGUGAUAGGUCAGAGGAGGUCCAUCCACCUUCAAGCAGGAUGUUCUCCGGCAGUGCUACAGGUGUUGGCCGGGGACAUGGAAAGAGUCCGGCGAAAGCCCACCCCACAGGAUUGGCGGUGGUGGCUCCUUCCUCUCUGGGAUCUCAUCUGCAGGUGCCACAUGUGCAGUGUUCCCAGGGCCCAGCCGGGGGAGGGGCAGCACCCACACCUAUUGCCGGAAGAGGGCUGUGUGCCUGUUGGUAGAACUUAGAGCCCUACCCUCGCCGUGCCAACUGGCUGCAACCCAAAGUGGGAAUCAAGCAGAGCUGGUUAGAGAGCUGCUGGCUACCAGCCUUUGUCCCCAAGUCCUAUACUCCUGUUCGUGGAUUUGGACUCUACCUUACUGGAACUCUUCUGUACAGAGACAAAGCUGUAUGUGCCAUGAUACCUCUGCCACCAGCUGCCAUCAGGAACACCCACUGCCCAGUCAUGGGCUGCAGCCACACCGGAGCUCCAGGAGGAUGUGGUGUAGGGGCCACUAGGCCAACCUUGUGAUCACUGCCCAGGGCCAGAUGUGGCACCAGGGUUGUAAAGCUGUAGAACUCUUAAUAAAUUGAGAAUUAUUAAUUUCA
This is a messenger RNA of Psammomys obesus (fat sand rat), 2499 nucleotides long. It is a transcript of the gene Vps37b, whose product is annotated as VPS37B subunit of ESCRT-I. Lineage: Eukaryota; Metazoa; Chordata; Mammalia; Rodentia; Muridae. The coding region runs from base 49 to 906 and encodes 285 amino acids. Gene Ontology annotation, biological process: protein targeting to membrane; protein targeting to vacuole; ubiquitin-dependent protein catabolic process via the multivesicular body sorting pathway. Gene Ontology annotation, cellular component: ESCRT I complex. The record is from RefSeq and is a predicted model, not a curated record. The transcript has 4 exons.